Molecule: messenger RNA, 864 nt
Organism: Rotaria sp. Silwood2
Lineage: Eukaryota; Metazoa; Rotifera; Eurotatoria; Philodinida; Philodinidae
Source: the annotation of a GenBank genome assembly
AUGGUCGAAUUGGAAGAACCAUUUGAAUUACCAGUCAUAUCUCCAUUCAAUGUUCUUCGUGAACGUAUUGCUAAAUAUAUUGAGUUGAAAGUUCCUCCUGGUUAUGCACGUGAUGUUAAACCAUUAGAAUUUAUCCGUCUUUAUCGUAUGGAAGACGAUCAACCAGUCUCUAUUGUUCAUGAACCGAUUCUCAUCACUCUCAAACAAGCAAAAGUUCAAGAUCUUGAUUCAUACGCAUUCGAAUCAUUAUCUCAUCCAGAGUCAUUAGCAAAAAAAGAUUUACUUCUUAAUAUAGUCUAUUCGAAAGAUGAUGAUGGAAAUUAUUUUCAAUGUCAAUUUGAAGUUCAUUGGCCAUUAAAAGAAAACAUCAUUGCUAAAUAUGAAUAUCUUGAACAACAUGUAUUAACACAUUUAUCAUCAUUUAUGACAAAUAAUCUACAUUAUAAAAAUGUUUCUAAACAAGCAUUAAAAAUAACAUUAGCACGUUAUUUUUCUGAUCGUGCACAAUGGAUAAUUAUUGAUCCUCCAGCGUCAUCAAAUACAAAUCAAUCACAAAGUAAAAAAAAUAAAACAUCAAAUACAUCGUCAAAAACAUCGAAAUCAAAUCUUAGACUUGAACCUUUUAAAUUAACUGAUUUAACUGUAAUUGGUGUUCUUGAAGGUGAACAUUUAACAGUAGAAGAUUUUGAUACACCAUAUGAUCAAAAUAAAAGACAAGGAAUUGAACAUGAAAAGAAACAAAAACGUUUAAAUCGUGAACGUAAUCGAACUGAAAAUGAUCGAAGCCAAACUAAUGGAUCCAGUGGACGUCGAAAAUCCCCACAAAAUACUAUGCGAAUUAAUGUUGAUGAUUUUGAUAAUUAA